UUUGUAUCAACAAUGGGCAAGAUGGUUGUUGCUUUGCUCCUCCUUUUGGCCCUCAUGCUUUCCAUCAAUGAAAAUCGAGUGGCGGUAGAGGCAAAGAUAUGCGAGAAGCGGAGCAAGACGUGGUCGGGGUGGUGCGGGAACACGAGCCACUGCGACAGGCAAUGCAAGAAUUGGGAAGGUGCCAAGCAUGGAGCUUGCCAUGCCCAAUUCCCUGGAAGAGCUUGUUUUUGCUACUUCAACUGUUGAAAACCAUCAAACCCAUCAUCCCUUUUCUUCAAACUUUGUGUCAUCCAGUAAAUAAAAUCGGUUCAGUUUACUUCUGAACUGUGUUUUCUUUUAUAAUAAGUGCUUUAUGGUGUGUGGUGGUUCUCUUUUAAUUAUGUAUGGUGUGCUUAGUUAUUCUACUUCGUGUUAAUGUUCAAUAAAAAACGAGUCGUUAUUCUCUGUUA
Messenger RNA from Momordica charantia (bitter melon), 449 nucleotides. It is a transcript of the gene PDF1.4, whose product is annotated as defensin-like protein. Gene Ontology annotation, biological process: defense response. Lineage: Eukaryota; Viridiplantae; Streptophyta; Magnoliopsida; Cucurbitales; Cucurbitaceae. The record is from RefSeq and is a predicted model, not a curated record.